UCUCUGGCGAGCGAUGCGAGCAGCAAGACAUACGGGGCGGCAUGCAGUCCCGCCAUCUGCACUGUUACCUGGCAAUGAUACCAUCGCUUGCUUUAAUCCUGCCUGCGCACACGGUCUGCCCUCCCUCGUCCUGUCCUGUUCGUUGACUGUCCGUCACUCGUCAUGUUCUCCUCCAAAGCAAAGUCCGGCCCAUCUGAGUAUGCACCUCUUGCACACGAUGAUGGCGAGGACUCGGUCGCAAAUUCCGAGAAGCUUUCCUCCUCUGAAGACGAUCACUCUGUCCCGUUACUAGAAGCCUCGGACGACUUCUUGCCAUCCAAGCCGUCGUCACUGCCCAAGCUCGUUCUCUACUUUUCGUUCGCCCUAGCACUGCUAUCAGCGGUGAAUGUUGCUCUCCUUCCCACCACAUUGUCAAAGUACCGAGCUUUUCCCUUCUCCGACUCCGAGCUCGAGGCGCUCCCCUAUGGCGACGCCAGACUUGGGUUGGACCGGGCAGCGAAAAUGAUCCCCCCUCCUCAAGUAUAUCAAUAUGCUUGGCCGGAUAGGAUUGCACGUGUGAGCCGAAAAUUGAAGAAUGCUGUCUGGGGUCAGGACGUGCAGGUCUAUGUUACCGUCGAGGACUCGACCAUCAUGCGUUUUCCAAUUCCGUCCACCAGCGUUAAUGCUUGUGCCAUCACUUGGCGGCCACCUCCCGAGUUCUCUGCGCGUGACAAGGACGUCACAACUAAGGGAGAUGUUACGGAAAUCGAAGUCUGGCAGCUUAUCGCGCCCUCGGUUGCCUCCGUCUCUCCCAGGAUGGAGGAGCUUGACUAUGAUACGCUAUCUUACUCAAAUCUCCCCGUACGAGGAGAGCUGCUCGGUGUACUAGACCUCACAGCCAAACCGAACAGCACAACAGUUGACUUCGCCUGUCCCACAGGGGUGGAUAGCCUUACGGUUGAGUUGAGGUGCCAGCGUGUUGCGUGUCAUGUGAGCUUCAUGCAGAUUGACAUGGCGCCGAGUUUUGGGUUUGAGUUGGCGAGGCGAAGGGAUUGAGCAGCUCAGGCUAGUUUUAUUGCUUUGGAGUAGUUUUAUUAUUUGAAUAGCUCUACAUACAGUGCCUUCCAAGUCAAUGGAAAUCUGUUAUCUGAA
Messenger RNA from Boeremia exigua, 1131 nucleotides. RefSeq lists its product as uncharacterized. Bases 163 to 1035 code for a protein of 290 amino acids. The record is from RefSeq and is a predicted model, not a curated record. The transcript has 2 exons. Lineage: Eukaryota; Fungi; Ascomycota; Dothideomycetes; Pleosporales; Didymellaceae.